Rubroshorea leprosula is the source of this 2649-nucleotide messenger RNA. Lineage: Eukaryota; Viridiplantae; Streptophyta; Magnoliopsida; Malvales; Dipterocarpaceae. The record is from the annotation of a GenBank genome assembly.
CCUCAAACCCUCCACUGGUACUCUCCCCUACCGCUCGUAACUUCCGUUUCACCGCUUUCUACUCAUGGGGGCAGCUCUUCUGCCAGAUCUCGGCACCGAGAUCCUGAUCCCGGCCUGCGCCGUCGUUGGGAUCGCUUUUGCGCUGCUACAGUGGGCGCUCGUUUCUCAAGUGAAGUUGUCGCCGGGGAGGGACUCGGCCAACAAUAACAGCGGCAGCGGUAAUGGGAAGAACGGGUACAGUGAUUACCUCAUUGAGGAAGAGGAAGGUCUCAAUGACCAUAACGUUGUUCUUAAAUGCGCUGAAAUUCAAAGCGCCAUCUCUGAAGGGGCAACCUCUUUUCUUUUCACUGAGUAUCAGUAUGUUGGUAUCUUCAUGUUUGUUUUUGCCAUCCUGAUUUUCGUUUUCCUUGGCUCUGUUGAGGGAUUCAGCACAGAGAGCCAGCCUUGUACUUAUGACCAAUCCAAGACAUGCAAACCGGCUCUGGCGACUGCUGCCUUUAGCACCAUAUCUUUCUUGCUUGGUGGUAUCACGUCAGUUGGUUCUGGCUUCCUUGGUAUGAAAAUUGCUACCUAUGCAAAUGCCAGGACUACUCUGGAGGCUAGAAAGGGAGUUGGAAAAGCCUUUAUCACUGCAUUUAGAUCUGGUGCUGUCAUGGGUUUUCUUCUUGCUGCUAAUGGCCUUCUUGUGCUUUACAUUACUAUCAACCUAUUCAGGCUGUACUAUGGUGAUGACUGGGGUGGUCUUUUUGAGGCCAUCACUGGUUACGGGCUCGGGGGAUCAUCCAUGGCUUUGUUUGGCAGAGUUGGUGGAGGAAUCUACACCAAAGCUGCUGAUGUGGGUGCUGAUCUAGUAGGCAAGGUUGAAAGGAACAUCCCUGAGGAUGACCCCAGAAAUCCAGCUGUUAUUGCUGAUAAUGUUGGUGAUAAUGUUGGGGAUAUAGCCGGAAUGGGAUCUGAUCUUUUUGGCUCAUAUGCUGAAUCAUCCUGUGCUGCCCUUGUUGUAGCUUCCAUCUCUUCAUUUGGAAUCAAUCAUGAGCUGACAGCAAUGUUAUACCCUCUCAUCAUUAGUGCUGUGGGAAUCCUUGUUUGUUUGAUCACUACUUUAUUUGCCACUGAUUUCUUUGAGAUCAAGGCUGUGAAGGAGAUUGAACCAUCAUUGAAGAGGCAACUUAUCAUCUCAACUUUUCUCAUGACUGUUGGGAUUGCAAUUGUUAGUUGGGUAGCUCUUCCAUCUUCCUUCACCAUCUUCAAUUUUGGAGAACAAAAAGUUGUGAAGAACUGGGAGCUAUUCCUAUGUGUAGCUGUCGGUCUUUGGGCUGGUCUUAUUAUUGGAUUCAUAACUGAGUACUAUACUAGCAAUGCUUACAGCCCUGUCCAAGAUGUUGCUGACUCCUGCCGAACUGGAGCUGCAACUAAUGUUAUUUUUGGCCUAGCAUUGGGCUACAAGUCUGUCAUUAUUCCUAUUUUUGCCAUUGCAAUCAGCAUCUUCGUUAGUUUCACUUUUGCUGCUAUGUAUGGUAUUGCGGUAGCUGCACUUGGAAUGCUCAGUACCAUAGCCACUGGGCUGGCCAUUGAUGCUUAUGGUCCCAUCAGUGACAAUGCUGGAGGCAUUGCUGAGAUGGCAGGCAUGAGUCACAGAAUCCGAGAGAGGACUGAUGCCCUUGAUGCUGCUGGAAACACCACAGCUGCCAUAGGAAAGGGCUUUGCCAUUGGUUCAGCAGCUCUUGUAUCACUUGCCCUGUUUGGUGCAUUUGUGAGCCGUGCAGCUAUUUCAACUGUUGAUGUCCUGACCCCCAAAGUUUUUAUUGGUUUGAUUGUUGGUGCAAUGCUUCCUUACUGGUUCUCUGCAAUGACAAUGAAGAGUGUGGGAAGUGCCGCUCUAAAGAUGGUUGAGGAAGUCCGCCGGCAAUUUAACACCAUCUCUGGUCUCAUGGAGGGCAAUGCUAAACCGGACUAUGCUACCUGUGUUAAGAUCUCUACCGAUGCUUCCAUCAAAGAGAUGAUGCCACCUGGUGCCCUUGUCAUGUUAACACCCCUCAUUGUUGGGAUAUUAUUUGGUGUGGAAACUCUCUCCGGGGUCCUUGCUGGUUCCCUCGUCUCUGGUGUACAGAUUGCUAUCUCUGCUUCCAACACUGGUGGUGCUUGGGAUAAUGCCAAGAAAUACAUUGAGGCCGGCGCUUCAGAGCAUGCAAGAACUCUUGGUCCGAAAGGAUCAGAUCCACACAAGGCAGCUGUAAUUGGCGACACCAUAGGUGAUCCGCUGAAGGACACAUCUGGGCCAUCACUCAACAUCCUCAUCAAACUAAUGGCUGUCGAGUCACUUGUCUUUGCACCUUUUUUCGCCACACACGGCGGCCUGCUUUUCAAGAUAUUUUAGAGCAAGAAAAAUAUCAUGAAUGGUUUACCAAUCCCUUUCUCUGCCGGUUCCUCUUCUCCUCUAGUUUCUCUUUUCCAAAUAUUUUGAGUUUGAAGGACAUGUAGACCCUUGAAUUUUUAUCGUGUAAGGUCAGACAGUAAGUGAAAAUUUUUCCCUCUAAUCGUGGAGGGUUGAUGAUGAUGGCGAAGUUGUUGAGAUCAGAUCUACUUAUGACUCCAAACUAUAUCUGCACUCAUUUGCUUAUGCUAUAUUAAUAAUUUGUUUAUUAUUUU